UGGCAUCUGAGCGCUCGAUUCUCGGCAUCUUGAUCUGAUCCUCUCUCCCACUUGCUCAUCCAACGGCGUACAUAUCUCCCGUCUGGUUUAUUAAUUUCUAAGGGAGAAAUAGACCUGAGACCGGGAGAAAGCUCCGGGAGAGAAAUUAAUCUAGAAGAAUCAUGGAUCACGUUUUGGAUUCUCCGCUUGAAGCUCUCACGUUUAAUUAUGUAAGUUUUGGGAUUUUUUCGUUGGUUAAUAAUCUAUGGCCGUUGGUGGCGGUUAUCACGGCGGCGGUGAGUUUCUGGAAAAUUAAAGCUGCCGCUGGGAUCACACCCUUGAAGAAGCUCGUCGACGACACGCCUGCUGCGCCACUGUCUUGUGUUAAUCAUCGGGAAAAGUUGUUGUCGUCAAUGAUGGAGGAGGAGGCGUCAACUUCGUGUUCAUCGCCGGCGUCUGUUGUUACUCCUGAUCAGUCGGGAAGUUAUGACGGAAUGACGAAAGGGAGGAAUAAGUUCGUUUUGUACUACGAGGACGAUGGAGGAGAGAUGACGGUGGCAUCGGAAGAGAAAGAGUAUUCGAGUGACUGCGAUGAUGGCGGGAUGAGUGAGGAACGGUACUGGGGGAGUUGGGAGAGAAUGUUGAGGAUGAGAACGGCGGAAAUGGGGUGGUAUCGUUACCAGGACUUGACGGUGAUCAACGGCAACGUUGUGAGGUUGUGGGAGGAGGGCGGCGGAGGGAAGGUGCGGCAGGUAGAAGCUUACAGCUCAGGCUGUGUUGUAUGGUAGUUGGCGUUUUUAGGACUUUUGUCAAAUAGUUGUCAUAAUUAAUGCUUCCUUUCCUUAAAGAAAUUGAGGUUUUGUAGCAUAAUUGAUGAAUAUUGUGUAAAAUGUACAUAAUUGAUAAAGGUCGUUGGAUGGAACAACCUUUGAAAUCAAAUUGAUUUCUCUUG
Molecule: messenger RNA, 931 nt
Organism: Rubroshorea leprosula
Lineage: Eukaryota; Viridiplantae; Streptophyta; Magnoliopsida; Malvales; Dipterocarpaceae
Source: the annotation of a GenBank genome assembly